AUGGAGAACCCCCUCAGGAAUUUCUUGCGGGAGGUGAUGUUCACCGGCGGCUCCCAUAGUCCUUAUGCCAAAAUGAUGAGGGGACAGAUCACCCUGUCCCAGCUGUUUUCAGAGCUAGAAGAGGGCUGCAAGCAGCACGCAUCCACCUUGGGCACAGCCCUGCCACCCACCUUCUCGGUGGCCCGAGCCUUCGAAGAGAUGGCAGCCAAGGGGGCAAUCAAUGCCCCCCUCCUGCGGGCAGCCAGGGUGCUGCGGAGGAAUGGGUUUAAGACCUGUGUCUUCACCAACAACUGGGUGGACGACAGCGCCGGGCGGCUCUUCACAGCCCGCCUGAUGACCCUGCUGCGCCGGCACUUCGACCUGGUCCUCGAGUCCUGCCGGCUCGGGGUGCAGAAACCGGACCCCCGGAUCUACGCCCACGCCUUGGAUGUGCUGCAAGCAAAGCCACAGGAGGUCAUCUUCCUGGAUGACAUUGGGGAGAACCUGAAGCCGGCACGGGAGAUGGGCAUGGCCACCAUCCUCGUCAGGGACACCAAGACUGUCUUGAAGGAACUGGAGGAGCUCUCGGGUGUGCAGCUUCUCACCCAAGAGGAGCCACUGCCAACUGCAUGUGAUCCAUCUGAUGUCACCCAUGGAUACGUGUCCAUCCGGCCUGGUGUCCAGCUGCACUUUGUGGAAAUGGGGCAUGGUCCUGUGGUCUGCCUGUGCCAUGGCUUCCCCGAGUCCUGGCUCUCCUGGCGUUACCAGAUCCCGGCUUUGGCUGAUGCUGGCUUCAGGGUGAUCGCUCUGGAGAUGAAGGGCUACGGGGAGUCCACAGCCCCACUGGACAUAGAAGAAUAUUCCCAGGAGCAGAUAUGCAAGGACCUGGCAGUUUUCCUGGACAAACUGGGGAUCCCGCAGACCGUGCUCAUUGGCCAUGACUGGGGUGGUGCCGUGGUCUGGAACAUGGCUCUGUUCUACCCCGAGAGGGUGAGAGCGGUGGCCUCGCUGAACACCCCGUACCGACCUGCUGACCCCACUGUGGACAUCGUGGAGAAGCUGAGAGCAUACCCCACCUUUGAUUACCAGUUCUACUUCCAGGAACCGGGUGUUGCAGAAGCGGAGCUGGAGAAGGACGUCGGCCGGACCCUGAAGGUCCUGAUCCGCUCUGCGCGCCAGGAGGUGGAGUGAAUGCACCUUUGUGAGCAGGGGGGGCUGCUGGUGGGCUUCCCAGAAAACCCCCCUGCCAGUCAGAUCCUGCACGGCCCUGAGCUGCAAUACUACAUCCAGCGCUUCCAGAAAUCUGGCUUCAGAGGCCCCUUGAACUGGUACCGCAACAUGCGACCCAACUGGCGCUGGGCUGGCUCCGCCAAGGACAGGAAGAUCACAAUGCCAGCGCUGAUGGUGACGGCUGGGAAGGACAUGGUGCUACAUCCCAGCAUGAGCAAGGGCAUGGAGGAGUGGAUCCCACAGCUCCACCGGGAGCAGCUUGAGGACUGUGGACACUGGACACAAAUGGAGAGGCCGGCAGAGCUCAACAGGAUCCUGGUGGGAUGGCUGGAGGGACUCCCCCCUGAUACACCCCUGCCCAUGACCUCCAGGCUGUGA
Chaetura pelagica (chimney swift) is the source of this 1587-nucleotide messenger RNA. RefSeq names its product epoxide hydrolase 2, cytoplasmic (gene EPHX2). NCBI's taxonomy places the organism in Eukaryota, Metazoa, Chordata, Aves, Apodiformes, Apodidae. Gene Ontology annotation, molecular function: magnesium ion binding; lipid phosphatase activity. Gene Ontology annotation, cellular component: peroxisome. Gene Ontology annotation, biological process: phospholipid dephosphorylation; cholesterol homeostasis. The record is from RefSeq and is a predicted model, not a curated record. The transcript is spliced from 19 exons.